This is a messenger RNA of Halteromyces radiatus, 764 nucleotides long. Its product is annotated as GPI biosynthesis protein Pig-F. Gene Ontology annotation, cellular component: endoplasmic reticulum membrane. The record is from RefSeq and is a predicted model, not a curated record. Bases 55 to 681 code for a protein of 208 amino acids. Gene Ontology annotation, biological process: GPI anchor biosynthetic process. The transcript is spliced from 5 exons. Lineage: Eukaryota; Fungi; Mucoromycota; Mucoromycetes; Mucorales; Cunninghamellaceae.
CUUUUACUUCUUUUACUCAGGUUGUUUUUAGAUCUUAUAUUCUUUGUUUUAAAAAUGACAUCUAUUGUUCGACCAUUUACUAUCUCUCUCUUAUCAACGACUAUCAACUAUGCCUGUGUGUUUCGUAUACCAUCAACCCAUCUUGUACAGGAACCUAUACCAACAUUAACCACUGCACUACCAUUAUUACUAUGUGCUCACAUCAUCCUACUUGCUAUAUCACUUACACUGAAACACAAGUUUAGCCUGUCAUUAAUUCUCAAGUCCUUACUAUCUACUGCUAUUGCUACUGUUAUUCUACAUGGUGUUAUUGUUCUUUUUGGUGCUUCCUUGUUUGAUAAAUUUUAUAGUACAGCGUUAUUUGCAUCAUUUCUUGCUAUAGUUACCGUGAUGUCCGCAUUUCAAUGUUUGGCACCAACUACCGGAUCUAUUUGGAUGAAAGUCUAUUUACAACAUAGUCCUACAACAACCAUUGAAAUUUAUUCUUAUACUCAAGUCAUCUGUGCCUUGUUAGGAGCAUGGAUUGGUGCUAUUGUAUUACCUUUGGAUUGGGAAAGGGAAUGGCAGGAAUGGCCGAUUUCAUGUGUGGUGUCUACUUUCCUAGGUCAUUUUGUGGGCGUGGUGACUGGAUUUGCUUGGUCUUCACUCAAACUCUUAUUUAGCAAAAAGAAAACUGAAUAGAUUCAACUAUGAACAGUGACUUCAAAAUUGAUGAUGGUGCUACUCAACAUUUAUCCUUUAGUAUUAGAAAUCUUGACUCUUUA